Messenger RNA from Trichomonas vaginalis G3, 978 nucleotides. RefSeq lists its product as uncharacterized. Bases 1 to 978 code for a protein of 325 amino acids. Lineage: Eukaryota; Parabasalia; Trichomonadida; Trichomonadidae. The record is from RefSeq and is a predicted model, not a curated record. The transcript has a single exon.
AUGCUAUCUUUACUUUGCGUGAGUAAACUUUCAUCUAUUGGAUUCUAUUCAGUUAUACUAAACCAAAGUUAUCCAAAUAUUGAAGUUGCUACAUCCGAAAGCAACAAAGUUUAUUUAACUUAUCAAUUACCAAAAUAUCGUUCAUCUUCUCCUACUGUAUCAUUCAAAUAUUACAAUGAUUCAAUUAACCAUACUUUCUAUUUCAAUGAAAGUACUGGAAUUACGUUCACAAAAACACGCUUUAAUAUUUCAUUUGAAUCAAAAUAUGACGCAAUACAGUUCAACAUAUACAUUAUGGAUUUCAGAGCAUGCAACUAUUCAUUCCUUACACUCGGCAAUAUGGAAUAUCGUUUGUAUCCGUAUAAAGCAGGUAAGAUUUGUGUUUUCCCACAUAACAUACCAAGGAAAGUUAAGUUCCUUAACAAACGCGAAGAUAUAGUUAGCAAUUACGCUUAUAUUGGUAGCCAUACUGUUGCUUAUUCCCCAACAAUUACUGAUAUCAGUGAUAUCUCAGUUCUUGUUGCAGAUUUUAAAUAUGAAUAUAGUAACAGUAUUGUCAUUUAUGACUCGACAGAUAGAAACAUGGAUGAAGACUGUGAACAUCAUUCUUUCAUGAUUCUAAAUGAUACAGGAUUAAUUCCAGAAUAUAAGUAUUUUGAUGGAUACACAUAUCCUUAUUGCCUUGAGAAAUCAGACUCUUUAAGAUUAUUUUUGAUUAUCUUCUUUUCUAUCUUUGGAGUUGUUGUUAUUACUACAACAGUCUUAUGUAUUGUCUGUUGCUGCUGCCUCAGACCAAGGUCAUUGCCCCCAGCUGCUCAACCAACACAAGUAUACGUCAAUUAUCCACAAUACGCGCAACCAGCUCCAAAUCCAUAUGCAAACAAUCAAGCACAGAAUCCUCCAUUAUAUACCCAACCACUUUUGCAGAAUCAACAACAACCGGCAUCAGCUCAAGAACCAUUAAAGAGUCCUUACUAA